Molecule: messenger RNA, 4507 nt
Organism: Colius striatus (speckled mousebird)
Lineage: Eukaryota; Metazoa; Chordata; Aves; Coliiformes; Coliidae
Gene: PTPN1
Product: protein tyrosine phosphatase non-receptor type 1
Exons: 10
Coding region: 347-1435 (362 amino acids)
Biological process (GO): protein dephosphorylation
Molecular function (GO): protein tyrosine phosphatase activity
Source: RefSeq, a predicted model, not a curated record
GGCCAGGCCGGGCGCGGCGCCCCUACCAUGGAGAUCGAGAAGGAGUUCCACCGGCUCGACCAGGCCGCCAGCUGGGCCGCCAUCUACCAGACAGGCUCUUCUGAAUGCUCCAGAUAGAGAGGAGAUUGCCUUUACCUUAUCAAAUAAGAAUAUAUGCCUUUAUAAAUGAAACAUUACAGAAAAAAUAGUGGACAUCAGGCAUGAAGCCAGUGAUUUUCCAUGCAAAGUGGCCAAACAUCCCAGAAACAAAAACAGAAAUAGGUACAGAGAUGUCAGCCCCUUUGAUCACAGUCGAAUUAAGCUAAACCAAGGUGACAAUGACUAUAUCAAUGCUAGUUUGAUAAAAAUGGAAGAGGCCCAAAGGAGCUACAUCCUUACCCAGGGACCUUUGCCAAAUACUUGUGGUCAUUUUUGGGAGAUGGUUUGGGAGCAGAAAAGCCGUGGUGUUGUCAUGUUGAACAGAGUGAUGGAAAAGGGAUCUGUAAAGUGUGCACAGUACUGGCCACGGAAGGAGGAAAAAGAAAUGUUUUUUGAAGAUACAAACUUGAAACUAACGUUGAUAUCUGAAGAUAUAAAAUCAUACUACACAGUACGACAGCUAGAGUUGGAAAACCUUACAACAGAGGAAACCAGAGAGAUUCUGCACUUUCAUUAUACUACAUGGCCCGACUUUGGCGUCCCCGAGUCACCGGCCUCGUUCCUCAAUUUCCUCUUCAAAGUGCGGGAGUCGGGCUCGCUCAGCCCCGAGCAUGGGCCCGUCGUGGUGCACUGCAGCGCUGGCAUCGGCCGCUCGGGCACCUUCUGUCUGGUCGAUACCUGUCUGCUACUGAUGGACAAGCGGAAAGAUCCUUCUUCUGUGGAUGUCAAACAGGUUCUCCUGGAGAUGAGGAAGUACAGAAUGGGCCUCAUCCAGACAGCAGAUCAGCUCCGUUUCUCCUACUUGGCUGUUAUUGAAGGAGCAAAAUUCAUUAUGGGAGAUGCUUCGGUGCAAGAACAGUGGAAAGAGCUCUCCAAUGAAGACCUGGACCCCCCACCUGAGCACACCCCACCGCCUCCCAGGCCCCCAAAGCGAACCUCCGAGAUGCACAACGGGAGGAUGCACGAACACACAGAAUUCUUUCCAAAACAUCAAGUAGUAGAGGAGGAGAUCACGUGUUCAGUCAGCACUGUGGAAGAGACAGUUCCAGAUGGCAGAGCUCAUUCAUCUGUACCGCUGAUCCCAGACAGCACUAGUCAAGACACUGAAAUUCGGAGGAGAACUGUUGGGGAGAAUCUGCAUCUCUCGCCCCACAAGGAAGAGUCAGUGAAGUCGGAGAACUCGGAAGAGGACGAUGAGAACAUGACGACAACUUGGAAGCCAUUUCUAGUGAAUAUCUGCAUGUUCACUUUCCUCACGGCAGGAGCUUAUCUCUGUUACAGGGUGUGUUUUCACUGAUGGACCUCCAGCAAGGCCGAGCCUGCAGGGACACCGAGGGUUUGUAAUGAGCUUCUCUGGAGGAGAGCGAAGGGAGGCUCGAGAGCCUCGGCACGGGGAGGUAGAUCUUAGGUUGAAAGGCUGGAACUUUGGUUAGGGCUUAAAGAGAGAGUUGAUGCACUAGGGUUUUAUCUAGCCCUGUGGUCCCAAGAACAUAAUAUUCUAAUCUCAGGGCCUUAAAAUAUUCAGGAGUAAGCAGAAAAAAUGCCAAAUAGUUUGUUUUUCCUUUUUUUUUCUUUCUCUUUUUUUUUAAACUAAAUAAUAGAAUUACAACACAUUGUUGUUUUUAGCCUUUUUUAAAAAGCCAGUUCUUUUUCUUUUGUGUUUCAGAAAAACUAGGCACAAGUGAAACUUGCUUGUACUCUCCAAGUUGUUGUAACCAAAUACAUGACUUACAUUGACAGAUUCCCCCCCAAAAAGAGAAAGAAACCCACAUACCUGACGAAUGUAAACUCUUUGGAGGGGGGCAGUGAGGGGAGGGCUGUUUGUGGCUGGGUUUUUGUUUUGGUUUUUUUUUUCACUUGCUUCAUCAUUAAAGACUGAGUUGUGGGCAGUGCCUGUGGUAUCAAUAUAGUUAAUCUUGGCAUAACUCUUCUUCAAGAGCUGAUUGUUUUACAUAUGUUUAUAGAAACAGGCUUCUGCGUUUGCUCAGGGUAUCCCAACAUGUCAAGCUCUUUUAUUUUCUUUUUUUUUUGAUUAAGAAGUGUAUCUCCUCAUUGACUUUUGUUGCACUCUACUUGCACAUACGCCUAGUUACAUUGCACCAUCCUUUGUAAAGCUGUUUUUACUUUUAUAUUCUGGGUUAGGAGAGGUUGAGGGGAGGGAGAAAAACAGGAAGGGAAAUUCAACCAAACCAUCUCCACCAGCAUUGUGCAGUUGGCAUUGCAAAGGACCAGCUCUUUAACCUCCUCAAUGGGAAGGUAAAAGGCAGUUUCACUCUGCAUCUGCUCCGUCAGGAACAGCCCGAGUCCCGCGAGCGCCGGCGGCAUGCGGCAGGAGCCCGCGUCAGCGCAUCCUCAGCUCGUCCUGCUGUGGCAGCUGCCGGCAGACCCACGUGCACCAGGAGCCAGGGUGGGCUGGGGCCGUAGGGGUUGGCUCACGAUGCAAGCCUUGACGUGUUCUACUCUUUUUAAAGCAAAGAUGUAAAAUACUGGCUUUCAUUUGGCUUGAAGAGAUGCUCUUCAGUGAGGGCUGUGGGGGUGAGCCCACCUUGCCACGUUCUAUCUGUGCCCUUCCCCACAGGCCCAGGGCUGAAGGGACAUCAAGUGCUUGUAAAUAAGGGUCUGGGUGCUGGGCCUCCUGGUAGUACCAAAUUAUUCACAGCUGAAACAAUAAUAGCAAAGAUUGACUGUUUUUUUUUUUUUGCUUGUGUGGUGCUGCCGGGGCUGGGAGUAAACUCACUGCUGAGGGCUGGAGUGGUUCCAGCCCAGCCCUGACAGCUAAUUAGCAACAGAGCUACGCAGCUCUGUUAGACAUCCAGCACUUAACUCCCCUUGUCAGAGCAGCCAUGGCUGGGGAGCACCUGCUGACAGUCUCUCCCCACUCUGUAUUUAUUUUGCAAGGCUGGCUGUAGGUGUAGCUCUUCUCCUUCGCUGCAGACUUUGGUGAAUGGGGCCGGGCGUGGAAGUUGUUUCUGUUUUGUGUUUUGUUAAGCUUGCAUCAAGGGCUUUUCAAAAGGACAAUAAUAAAUCCUCAGGUAGUACUGGGCAUCGAUACUUCACCUGUGAGACUGUUGGUCAGACCAGUACUUGAAAGGAGGAAUGUUGUAAUCAGUCACUAUUUAGUUAUAUUAUUGGAAAGGUGAAAAAGAAGUAUAGAAAAAUGGUAAUAUAUAAUGGCUCAUCUGUGUAUUUAAGAGACAGUAUGUGAUGGCUUUGUCCCCACCACUCGCAGCAGGUGGUAGAAUAUUGUUCUAAGGCGACAGUUGUUCCCCCUUCGUAUUCAACUGCAUGUAAAGUCUUCUUAGUGUCCUAAUUAACCACCACCUGCUUGAAAGGUGAAAGAACUUCUAUUUCUGCUUCCUGAUGUGCCCAAAUUAUAUUUGCAUGAAGUGAUCAUUAAGUGGCUGUGGUUCAAAGGGUGUUGCUGAAAGUAUCUUCGUUCAGCGAGACUGGGUCGGUGUUUCCCAGAGAACAUGUACUCGCCUAAUCCGUGGCAUGACUUCCUCUUGAGUCCCUGCGUGCUCCGUGUCCCCAGGUGUUUAGCAUGGAUCAUUUCAGCCCAGUAAGUAUAGUACAGACAUUCCAGAGAGCGUGGUAAGCCCUGUGCACACCUCCCCCCACCGGGGCACAGCAAGGUUGGGGUGGGAUGGGCUGCAGGGAGAGGGGAGCCUCAGCUGCAGCCCCUGGCUCAGGAGUUGUGCAGGCUCGUGCAGGACUGGCCCAUCUGAAAAUAACCAGCAACUCCCUUCAACCUCCUCCCCAGAGGGAAUAUCUGAAAUUUGGGUUGUGGCAGGAAAGCAAAGCAUCCUUCCUUUGGAUCCAGGGUAACUGAUAGGAUAUCCUCUGCAGCUGAGGAUAAAGGCUUGACCACCCCCUUCCUGCAGCUGUUGCAAACGGGCACAGCCCGAGCUGGUCCCAAGCCCUGGAGGUGUGUGUAGGGCUUAGCCCACAGCCCCUUAACCCUUUCUGUUCUGCGUCCUGUAGCUGUCUGUGGUUGUGGGGGUGUGUGUAGACUGUAGCGUUUCACCGUGGGUGUAUUGGUUUAACCUGUUCUUGGGAAAUGGACAAACAUCCAUGUUAAACUCGUUAGAAAGUUAGUGAGCUGCUCUGCUAUAUGCCUUAAGCAAAUAUUUACUCAUCAGGUCUUUCUUUUUUACAGAUUGCCAUAAAAUAAACUUUUUUUAAAAAAAACCUUUAAAAACCCCAAAAAAGCUCAAUGUUUUGGUAUAACACAUUUUCAGGUAUCUUGUCUUUUGUGUAAGCCGCUGCAAGGACCUCCCAGGUUACAGUAAAAUUGUACAGUUUUUCAAUUUCCCAUACAAGUUUUCAGUUCUCAUUUUAGUUGUAACAAUAAAAUCCUUUUUUUAAAGAA